GGCUUAAUGAAAGACAUGUUCGGAAGUGCCUCCUUGCGCGUGGUGUUUGGGAUCAGAUCGGCGACUCGACAAGAUGGCGGACGUCGUAGCGGAUGGGGAAAAACUCAGCAAAAAGACCCGCGCAUCAUGUUGACGCUGGUCAGAGCAGCCAGGCAGCCCGUGUGCUGGGCCGUCGGGUUACGGGCGCAGAAGUUUGCGCCUCAGGUUCGCCAAACGCUCCCUUCGCUUAUUGAAGGAUGCCGCUGGAGAGGUGACAAAAGUGAGCUCAAGAGGCGCAUGAAGGCGGAGAAGAAAGCUGCAGAGAAGGAAGCCAAGGUCAAGGACCAAGAUGAACAGAGCAAGGAGGCGAGCGACAAACGGCAGCACGAGCAUGUGGACGGAGUGGACGAGGAGACUCUGGACCCCAAUCAAUACUUCAAGAUCCGCACUCAGGCCAUCCAGACUCUGAAGGGAACCGCUGAAGACCCCUAUCCCCACAAGUUUCACGUGGACUUAUCGCUUACAGAGUUCAUUGAGAAAUACAACCACCUUCAGCCCGGGGAGCAGUUAUCAGAUGUCAUCCUCAGUGUUUCAGGUCGAGUCCAUGCCAAGAGGGCCUCGGGGGCCAAACUGCUCUUCUAUGACCUGAGAGGAGAGGGUGUCAAGCUGCAGGUUAUGGCGAACUCCAGGAAUUACAAAUCAGAGGAAGACUUCAUUCAUAUCAACAAUAAAUUGCGCCGUGGUGACAUUAUAGGUGUUCGUGGUAAUCCUGGGAAGACAAAGAAAGGCGAGCUGAGCAUCAUCCCCGUAGAGAUGACCCUGCUGUCACCGUGUCUGCACAUGCUCCCUCACCUGCAUUUUGGUCUGAAGGACAAGGAAACUCGGUAUCGUCAGCGCUAUUUGGACUUGAUCCUGAACGACUCUGUGAGGCAAAAGUUUAUGACUCGUGCCAAGAUCAUCACAUACCUGCGCAACUUCUUGGACCAGCUUGGUUUCCUUGAGAUCGAGACCCCGAUGAUGAACCUGAUUCCUGGAGGCGCCGUGGCUCGACCUUUUAUCACCUAUCACAACGAGCUGGAUAUGAACCUGUACAUGAGGAUUGCGCCUGAGCUUUACCACAAGAUGCUGGUGGUUGGAGGCUUCGACCGUGUCUAUGAAAUCGGUCGUCAGUUCCGAAACGAAGGCAUCGACCUUACCCACAACCCAGAGUUCACCACGUGCGAGUUUUAUAUGGCCUACGCUGACUACCAUGACCUGAUGGACAUCACCGAGAAGCUUCUCUCAGGAAUGGUGAAGCACAUCACAGGAGGUUAUAAGGUGACCUAUCACCCUGAUGGACCAGAAGGACAAAGCUAUGAAAUCGACUUCACUCCACCUUUUAAGAGAAUCAGCAUGUGUCAUGAUCUGGAAAAGGAGAUGGGAGUGAAAUUUCCAGCCCCUGACACUUAUGAUUCUGAUGAAACUCGCAAAUUCUUCGAUGACUUGUGUGCUCAGAAGGGAGUGGAAUGUGCUGCUCCAAGAACAACCGCUCGCCUCUUGGAUAAGUUAGUGGGAGAUUUCCUGGAGGUGAAAUGCAUCAACCCUACGUUUAUUUGUGACCAUCCUCAGAUCAUGAGCCCACUGGCAAAAUGGCACAGAUCCCAGAAAGGACUGACCGAACGCUUUGAGCUUUUCGUCUUGAAGAAAGAGAUCUGUAACGCCUACACAGAGUUGAACGACCCUAUCAAGCAGCGCGAGCUUUUCGAGCAGCAGGCUAAGGCUAAGGCUGAAGGUGAUGAUGAGGCCAUGUUUAUAGAUGAGACAUUCUGCACGGCAUUAGAAUAUGGUCUUCCACCUACUGCAGGAUGGGGCAUGGGCAUCGACCGCCUCACAAUGUUCCUAACUGACUCCAAUAACAUCAAGGAAGUCCUUCUCUUCCCUGCCAUGAAGCCUGAAGACAAUAAACCCACUCCUCCAGCAGAGGGCACUUCAGUUUAACACUGUGGCUUGUGAUGUCUUCUGAUCAGAAAUCAGUGACACGCAAGAUUAUUCGUCAGCACCAGGGUUCAUGUUUCUGCCUGACUGUGCAGUUUACUGAUAAAGAUGGAUGAUUGUCACAAAGGAUUUUACAUUGCUGGAGAAGGGAACCAUAUUAAUGUUUUUUACUCAGUUAGGCAGAAGCAGUCAACACUGUUUCCUUUUUUUUUUUUUUUUUCCCCUUCUUCUUUUUACUGUUGUGGGUUAACGUCAAGUUCUUACCCUGGAGCAAUCAAGAAAAUGAAGAAUCAAAUCCAGCCAUAUUUUUCUGUAAUAUUGGUUUUAAUACCACAUGUCUCUGUAUUUUUAUUGAUCACCAUAUGAUCAUGGGAAUAAACCUUCAUGUGCGCGAUUAAA
Molecule: messenger RNA, 2352 nt
Organism: Clarias gariepinus (North African catfish)
Lineage: Eukaryota; Metazoa; Chordata; Actinopteri; Siluriformes; Clariidae
Gene: kars1
Product: lysyl-tRNA synthetase 1
Exons: 15
Coding region: 7-1956 (649 amino acids)
Biological process (GO): lysyl-tRNA aminoacylation; positive regulation of macrophage activation; basophil activation involved in immune response
Cellular component (GO): cytoplasm; cytosol; mitochondrion
Molecular function (GO): tRNA binding; ATP binding; lysine-tRNA ligase activity
Source: RefSeq, a predicted model, not a curated record